AUGAAGAACCAUUUCGUCGCCGCUACUGGAGAGUUCGUCGGCACCUUUUUCUUCCUAUACUUCGCCUUUGCUUGCCAACUUAUGGCGUUCGAGCAAGCAAGCGACAAGGCACCCAACGGAAGCAACAGUGCCACGACGACCGUCUACAUUGCUUUGGGCUAUGGUAUGUCACUCUUGGUUGCAGUAUGGAUCUUGUUUAGAAUCAGUGGUGGACUCUUCAACCCAGCUGUCACGCUUGGCAUGGUUGCUGCUGGUCAAUUGAACUGGAUCAGAGGCCUUGUUCUGUUCCCCGCUCAAAUUCUUGGAGGCAUCGUCGCUGCUGCUCUGGUGCGCUGCAUGCUGCCUGGUGAUAUUGCAGCCACUCGUACUGUUCUGGCUCCCGGCAUGUCCGAGGCACAGGGUCUCUUCUUCGAGAUGUUCCUGACAUCCUUCCUCGUCUUCACCGUCCUCAUGUUGGCAGCCGAGAAGUCAAAGACUACUUUCCUCGCCCCCAUCGGUAUUGGUUUGGCUCUCUUCGUUGCUGAGCUCGCAGGUGUCUACUACACUGGAGGCAGUUUGAACCCCGCUCGCUCGUUCGGUCCUUGCGUUGCCGCUGCUAGUUUCAACCAUGCUCACUACAUCUACUGGAUCGGUCCCGGCCUUGGUGGUCUCCUCGCUGCUGGUUACUACCGCUUCUGCAAGUUCUUCAACUACGAAGAGGCCAACCCCGACCAGGACCAUGCCGGUGCUGAUGAGAUCGUCUAA
Aureobasidium namibiae CBS 147.97 is the source of this 744-nucleotide messenger RNA. Its product is annotated as aquaporin-like protein. Gene Ontology annotation, cellular component: plasma membrane. Gene Ontology annotation, biological process: transmembrane transport. The transcript is spliced from 3 exons. Bases 1 to 744 code for a protein of 247 amino acids. The record is from RefSeq and is a predicted model, not a curated record. Gene Ontology annotation, molecular function: water channel activity. NCBI's taxonomy places the organism in Eukaryota, Fungi, Ascomycota, Dothideomycetes, Dothideales, Saccotheciaceae.